Molecule: messenger RNA, 2661 nt
Organism: Octopus sinensis (East Asian common octopus)
Lineage: Eukaryota; Metazoa; Mollusca; Cephalopoda; Octopoda; Octopodidae
Product: zinc finger protein 62 homolog
Exons: 2
Coding region: 397-2556 (719 amino acids)
Biological process (GO): regulation of transcription by RNA polymerase II
Cellular component (GO): nucleus
Molecular function (GO): RNA polymerase II cis-regulatory region sequence-specific DNA binding; DNA-binding transcription factor activity, RNA polymerase II-specific
Source: RefSeq, a predicted model, not a curated record
GUCUACGUUUCGUUUUAUUUUCUGUGUCGGUUUUAUAAUAUUCCUGAUGUCAAACUGCUGUCGAGUCGCACCUUGCUUGUAAUUAAAGAUCUUUCACAUUUAGCAUUGAUUUAUCAGAACAGGAUUGUAUAGGAGAUGACUUUUGAUUCUAAUUAAAAUCGGAUUACAAAGGAGUUUGCAACAGCCACAGAUAUGAACAAAGACUGCAGUUUGAUGGAAAUGUAGCAGAGAAAACAUUGUGAAUAAAAUAUAUAAAUAUUUGAAAAUAAAAACAUAUUGUGAUAGAGAAGGAAAAUUCAAUAAACAUUUGUGUGAGAAUAUGGUUGAAUAAAAACCACAGUGGAUUGAUUGACGUCGAAAAAUAUUGGGAAAAUAUAACACUGUGGUAUUUAUAAAAUGUCAUUCUCUCAAAAAGUUGACCUUAAUAUUAAGAAACUUAUUUGCAGAAAUGAUAGGCCAUAUCACUGUGAUAUCUGUGGUAAAUCAUUCACUCAAAACAGAUCCUUGACCAUUCACAAACGCAUUCAUACAGGAGAGAAUCUGUAUCACUGUGAUAUUUGUGGUCUUUCAUUCUCUGAAGGAAAUAGUUUGAGUCUACACAAACAAAUUCAUACAGAAGAGAAACCACAUCUCUGUCGUAUCUGUGGUAAAUCAUUCUCUCGAGACAAUAACUUAACUGACCAUUUGCGUAUUCAUACAGGAGAGAAACCUUAUCACUGUGAGAUCUGUGGUAAAUCGGUCACUUCAAGUGGCGGCUUAACUAAACACAUACGAACUCACACUGGUGAAAAGCCAUACAGCUGUGGUAUCUGUGGUAAAUCAUUAUCUACAAGCAGCAGCUUAAGUACCCAUGUACGUCUUCAUACAGGAGAGAAGCCACACGGCUGUGAUAUCUGCGGUAAAUCAUUCUCUCAGAAAACUCAUUUGACUUUACAUAAACGAAUUCACACAGGAGAUAAACCUUAUCACUGUGAUAUCUGUGGUAAAUCAUUCUCUGAGAAAUAUUAUUUGACUAUACAUAAACGAAUUCAUACAGGGGAUAAACCUUAUCACUGUGAUAUCUGUGGUAAAUCGUUUUAUGUAAAUCAACAUUUAAUCAAACACAAACAAACCCAUACCGGAGAGAAGCCUUAUUGUUGUGACAUCUGUGGUAAAUCAUUCUCUCAGAAAAGUCAUUUGAUUGAUCACAAAAAUAUUCAUACAGGAGAGAAGCCUUAUCACUGUGGUGUCUGCAGUAAAUCAUUUAUUCGGAAAAGACAGUUGACUAUACAUAAAAGUAUUCACACAGGAGAUAAACCAUAUCACUGUGAUAUCUGUGGUAAAUCAUUCUGUCAGAAAUAUCCUUUGACUAUACAUAAACGAAUUCACACAGGAGAUAAACGUUAUCACUGUGAUAUCUGUGGUAAAUCAUUCUCUCAGAAAUGGUAUUUGACUAUACAUAAACGUAUUCACACGGGAGAGAAACCUUAUCACUGUGAUAUCUGUGGUAAAUCGUUUUAUGUAAAUUGCGAUUUAAUCAAACACAAACAAACCCAUACCGGAGAGAAGCCUUAUUGUUGUGACAUCUGUGGUAAAUCAUUCUCUCAGAAAAGUCAUUUGAUUGAUCACAAACACUUUCAUACAGGAGAGAAGCCUUAUCACUGUGAUGUCUGCAGUAAAUCAUUUAUUCGGAAAAGACAGUUGACUAUACAUAAACGUAUUCACACAGGAGAGAAGCCUUAUCACUGUGAUAUCUGUGGUAAAUCAUUCUCUCAGGAAUGUACUUUGACUAUACAUAAACGAAUUCACACAGGAGAUAAACCUUAUCACUGUGAUAUCUGUGGUAAAUCGUUUUAUGUAAAUCAACAUUUAAUCAAACACAAACAAACCCAUACCGGAGAGAAGCCUUAUUGUUGUGACAUCUGUGGUAAAUCAUUCUCUCAGAAAAGUCAUUUGAUUGAACACAGACACAUUCAUACAGGAGAGAAGCCUUAUCACUGUGAUGUCUGCAGUAAAUCAUUUAUUCGGAAAAGACAGUUGACUAUACAUAAACGUAUUCACACAGGAGAGAAGCCUUAUCACUGUGAUAUCUGUGGUAAAUCAUUCUCUCAGGAAUGUACUUUGACUAUACAUAAACGAAUUCACACAGGAGAUAAACCUUAUCACUGUGAUAUCUGUGGUAAAUCGUUUUAUGUAAAUCAACAUUUAAUCAAACACAAACAAACCCAUACCGGAGAGAAGCCUUAUUGUUGUGACAUCUGUGGUAAAUCAUUCUCUGAGAAAAGUUAUUUGAUUGACCACAGACACAUUCAUACAGGAGAGAAGCCUUAUCACUGUGAUGUCUGCAGUAAAUCAUUUAUUCGGAAAAGACAGUUGACUAUACAUAAACGUAUUCACACAGGAGAGAAGCCUUAUCACUGUGAUAUCUGUGGUAAAUCAUUCUCUCAGAAAUAUCCUUUGACUAUACAUAAACGUAUUCACACAGGAGAGAAGCCUUAUCACUGUGAUGUCUGCAGUAAAUCAUUUGCUCAGAAAAGACAGUGGACUACACAUGUGUGUAGUCACACUAAAGAAUAACUGUGCCAACAUCAGAAGUCUUUUUGUAAAAACUAUAUUUUAUAUAUUGUUGUAUUUAGGAAGGGUCAUUUUGCCAGUUUAGCCAAUAAAAACACGCGCACUAUA